AUGGCGGAGAAGGGCGGGGUUUCCAGGCAUGCUGCACCAACCGUGUUGCACGUAUUGAUUGCCAUGGGUUCCCGAUGGCGCCAGCUGCAGUGCUUGGUUCAGAUAUUUCGCCCAGAGGUUCGCCUGUUGCCAGCUACCUGUCAGUGGCGAAAUCCCGUUAGGUUCUGGCACAACUCUGCUGCCAAUUAUCGCCAGCCGCCAUCCGGCAAUGGACCGGCUCGGGGAAAGAGUGGGGCUGGUACGCUCUCUUCCUGGGGGACGGAAGACAACGAGGAGGGGGACCUGGUAGACAACGACGAUGAAGAAGAAGAAGACCUGGAUGUAGAAGACAAGCUGUUGGAGGAGUCCAGAUUACCGUUUGUCUCGCUGGAGGCCCAAAGAGUGUUUAUUGUACACCCGGCUGUGAAAUGGGGACCUGACAAGCCGAAGCUGACCACAGCUGAAUUGCAGCUAGCUGAAGCUGUUACUCUAAUAAACACCCUUCAAAACUGGACCGUGAUAGAUAAAAUCAUUCUGCCUAUACAAAUUCCUGACAAGAAAUUUAUCUUUCAGAAAGGAAAUUUUCAACUUCUAACUGGUAAGAAUAAAAAAUUAAAGUUUGCCCUUUUAUCAUCUGUCUUCGUAAAUGUAGAAAUGCUCUCUCCUGUAGCUAAAAAAGUAUUGGGAAGUAGCUGGGGUGUGAAGGUUUUUGACAGAUACACCAUUGUCCUUCAUAUUUUCCGAUGUAAUGCUCAAACAAAGGAGGCAAAACUCCAGAUAGCUUUGGCUGAACUGCCACUUCUAAGAACCAAUGUGAGAAAUGAGGUUGCUCAAUUAGAUCAACAGAGGGGCUCAAGAUACAUUAUGGGAUCAGGUGAAACUUUCAUGGAAAUUCAGCUUCGUCUCUUAAAAGAAAAAGAAGUUAAAAUUCAAAAGGCUCUAAGGAAGCAAAAAAAUAGAAGUUUACUCAGAAAACAACGGAAGAAGUAUGAAUUUCCAAUUAUUUCAGUAAUGGGCUAUACUAAUUGUGGGAAAACCACUCUAAUCAAGGCCCUCACAGGAGAUGCAAAGCUACAGCCUCGAGAUCAACUUUUUGCCACAUUGGACAUUACAGCACAUGCUGGCUACCUGCCAUCUCGAUUGACUGUUCUGUAUGUUGAUACCAUUGGAUUUCUCUCUCAGUUGCCCCACAAUCUUGUUGAAUCGUUUUCAGCUACAUUAGAAGAUGUAGCCUGCUCAGAUUUGAUUCUUCAUGUGAGAGACGUUAGCCAUCCAGAAACCAGCCUCCAGAAGAAAACUGUAUUAUCAGUUCUCAAGAAUCUUAAUAUUCCCAAUCAUCUACUUGAAUCCAUUAUUGAAGUACACAACAAAGUUGAUUUAGUAGAUAGGAUUCUACCUAAAGAAACAAAUGCUAUAGUCACUUCAGCUCUCCUUGGACAUGGUUUAAAAGAGCUGAAAGAAGAAAUUGAGGAAAGAGUUUUGAAAGGAACUGGGAAAAAAAUUAUGACAAUUAAAAUCAAUUUAUCUGGACCGCAGCUCAGCUGGCUGUACAAAGAAGCAGUAGUACAAGAAGUUGAUGUUGCUCCUGAAGAUAAUACAGCUAAAGUAAGGGUCAUUAUAAGCGACUCUGCCCUGUGGAAAUGCAAACGACUAUUUCCUCAGUCUAGUUAUUUGUCUUGAUAGCCACAACCUGUUUGCUUCUGGGAGAAAGAUCCUCCAGCAAUUUUUUAAGAGACAAGAGCUCCAAUCACAGUGAUGAGACUGUAGACACAACAUUGACUCCAGUGGACUUAAAAAUUAAUGUAAACAUGGUUAAUAAAAAUGUUACUCCUGCUAUAAAGCUUCUCAGCUCUUCAACACUGAGUUAGUGAUGACAAUGAGAAGAAAGCUGUUCCAGGUCAAUUUUAAAUAUUUGUACAGGGAGUAGUUAUUUAUAUGCGACAAUUAUAUUUGAAUAGAGGUUGAGGUGUUUCAUUUAUUAAAUUCACAUGCCACCCAUCUCAUUGUCAGGCAAUUCUGGGCAGCUUGCAACAUCAUAAAAACAUUAAAUACAUGUUUUAUACAGCAAUGUAAAGCAUUUAAACAUUGGGCAUUAGCAUGAAACUGGGUAAACCAACAAUCUGGGGUGUAGAUGAGAUUCUCUUCUUAAUCUCCUAACAACCUAUAGCGGGGGAAUCUCCAUCAGGGCCCCAACUAAUUGGCAUAGCCAGGUUUCCAGCCCUUUCACAAGACCAAGAGAGUUAGAGUUAGUUUGCUUAAUGCUGGAAAAUAUAAUAUAUAAAUAUAACGUCAUUUGGAGUCUCUUCAACUGUUGGAAUAAUGUGUGAUUGCUUUACAUGAGAUGCAGAGUCUUAAAACAAAAAAAUAUAUAGCUGAAAAGGAGAAAAAAAUAAGCAGCUCAACCAAGAAAAGCACAGCUCAAAUGGAAAUAUCUAGGACAUUAUGCUGUAGGCUUAUCCACAUAGGUUGGAGGUCUCAAUGCAUAAUAUUACCCUUUAGUUUAAUUCUAUUUUGGGGGUACAGAAUUUGUUGCUGUCACUCCUGCUACAGGUAUUGUGGAAGAUUCUCAGAGCAAACAUCGCAGCAAACAAUUAUUUGGGAUGGUAGAUCAAGAAAGUGGCAGAGAGGGUGCUAUUCACAGUCCACUUCCCAUUCCUAAUUCAUCGCCUGUGAAAUAAGAUAGUAUGCAACCUCAUAAACCUCAGCCAUCAUGAAACAUUUUCCUUUCUCCAGCACAGUUAAGUCCUGAUUCUUUGUUCUUUCAAACAAAAUUCCCAGGGCAGUGCUGAACUAGACUUGGAGAGAACAAGAUUCUAGGCUAUUCCCUCAGCUAUGGAAAUUUUAUUGACCUUGAUCCAGCCCCCCACUCUUCACCCACUGAAAAUUUAAACCACUGAAACCCAUAUAACAUAAUGGCAUGACUUCCAGAGUUCCAGGUGCAGCUUCAGCAUUCCUCCAGAAAUCACUACUGAAUCAUUAUGUUUCACUGCUCUACAAAAGGAAAAUGAUUAAAUGUACAAGAAGUAAUAAUAUGAACUUUAGCUAAUGCAAUAUUAAUACAAAUUAAUUGGUUUUAAAUGUGGCAUUUAUCCUGGUACCAACUCUGGGCAGUGUUAUUCACAGUAUAUCACUCCAAAAACCAAUUGUGAUCUUGAACUGAAAAGU
Messenger RNA from Thamnophis elegans (Western terrestrial garter snake), 3144 nucleotides. RefSeq names its product putative GTP-binding protein 6. Gene Ontology annotation, molecular function: GTP binding; ribosome binding. Gene Ontology annotation, cellular component: cytoplasm. The record is from RefSeq and is a predicted model, not a curated record. NCBI's taxonomy places the organism in Eukaryota, Metazoa, Chordata, Lepidosauria, Squamata, Natricidae.